Molecule: messenger RNA, 923 nt
Organism: Cynara cardunculus var. scolymus (artichoke)
Lineage: Eukaryota; Viridiplantae; Streptophyta; Magnoliopsida; Asterales; Asteraceae
Product: transcription factor HEC2-like
Exons: 1
Coding region: 128-835 (235 amino acids)
Biological process (GO): regulation of DNA-templated transcription
Molecular function (GO): protein dimerization activity; DNA-binding transcription factor activity
Source: RefSeq, a predicted model, not a curated record
ACCCUUCUGCCUACCUGCAACAUUCUAAUGUAAUAACCCCAUCUUGGUAUAUAUCUUUCACUCUUUUGAGAAAGCAUCCAAUUUUCCAUUUUUUAGGGUUUACUGUGAAACCAAGUUAUUAAGGACAAUGGAUGUUGAACUCCUGAGGUGCAGUCCAGUUGACCAAAUGGAAAUGAUUAUGGCACAGUUCGAAACAAGACUACCGGAAUUCUACCCUCAAAACAAGCUCAUCGACGACGGAAGUAGCAGCUCCUCUUCCAACCCUGCAGCUGUUAACACGUCGUUUUUCAUGGAAGACUCGCAUUUCAGUUCAAUCACUCCAUCGGCAGCCAACGUUUCAUUUACGGCUCGAUCCCCAGUCGUUGAAAAGGAAUCGUUGUCAAGUUGGAGGAAGAGGAAAGUUGGCGAAAGUCAUUCCAAGGUGGUGCAGAAGCGGAAUAUGGCGGAGAUGAGGGAGAUGUUAUUCAAGAUAUCGGCGCUCCAACCGGUUGACAUUGACCCUGAAUCGGUGAAACCGCCCAAGCGGCGGAACGUGAAGAUAUCGAAAGACCCACAGAGUGUGGCGGCGAGGCAUCGGAGAGAAAGGAUUAGUGAGAGAAUUAGGAUACUGCAAAGACUUGUGCCUGGUGGAACCCAGAUGGAUACGGCCUCCAUGCUCGAUGAAGCGAUUAAUUACAUGAAGUUCUUGAAGAACCAGAUCCAGUCGAUGGAAAAAGCCGACGUCAACCAUCCGGUGGCGGUGGCAAGGAUGAAUUUUCCGGUGACUAUUGCAAAUGGGAGCUCAGUACUCCCAUGGGAACACCAGCAAAGGAUUAAUUAUUUACAGUAUGGUUAAUUAGCUAGAUUUUGAUGAUGUUAAAUUUGAAAUAUUUAUAAAUAAUUAUUGAUAUUACUAAAUGAAUUAUGUUUAGAAUGAAGGUUAA